CCCAAAACAAAGGACGUGACGUGACCUGGAGCCAUGAGCCAAAGACUGCAAGACCCCCCGGCAAGACCUUGAUCCGGAAGGACAUCCCGGAAGACUCCGAAAAAACACCUCUGAGUAGACUCAUAGCUUGCCGCGAUGCGCUCCACUCGUGGUGGCCUGGAAUUGAUGGCAGCGGUGCUGUUGGUGGCAAGUGCCGCGCCCUUGGCGCCCACCUGGCCGGGACGCCUGGGGCCGAGUGCGCUGGGACGGGCCGAAGCCGCGAGCUCCUCGAAGCAACGGCCCAGGCUGUGCCCGAUGAAACCGUCCGGGCAUCAGGUGCGACCGACCGCGCGGCCCGCGCCGCCGGCCUCGGAGACUUUCGGGAUCGGCCGCGGUGGAUCCGCCUGGUCCGCGGCGCUUCUGUCCACGGUGGCAGCGCUACUGCUGGGCUGGAACCAAGCAGUCCCUGCCUCGGCCUACAACGCCAUGGCGGACUCCAAGGUCAUGGCCGGUGGUGCAUCCACCACCGGCAAGAACAGUGGUUCCAACAAGAACAUCACCCGAGGUGUGGACUUGACCCGAGCCGACUACUCAGGGAAGAAGGUGGUUGGGGUCUCCUUUCAGCAGUCCAUCGUACGCGAAGGGAAGUUUGUGAACGCCGAUGUCCAGAGCUCGAGCUUCUUCGAUGCGGACUUGGCCAAUGCCGACUUCACGGGGGCGAACUUGAACCAGGUGAACUUCGAACUGGCUCGUUUGUCCGGAGCCAUCUUGGACAAUGCUGUGGCCACGGAGAUGUAUGUCAAUGGGACGACCAAAAUGGAUGUGAAGAGCAUCGACGGAGCGGAUUUCACGGACACGAUUUUCCGGCAAGAUCAGGUGAACUAUUUGUGUGAGAUCGCGAAAGGAACCAACCCAACGACCAAAGUGUCGACCAGGGAUUCGCUGGGUUGCGCCGAGAAAUGAGGGAAUCUGGAAUCCUGGAUGGUGGG
This is a messenger RNA of Durusdinium trenchii, 968 nucleotides long. The record is from the annotation of a GenBank genome assembly. Lineage: Eukaryota; Dinophyceae; Suessiales; Symbiodiniaceae.